Messenger RNA from Amoebophrya sp. A25, 186 nucleotides. The record is from the annotation of a GenBank genome assembly. Lineage: Eukaryota; Dinophyceae; Syndiniales; Amoebophryaceae.
GUCACGUAUUCGCAGAGAGGAUAUGAGACCAAAUUCGACCUGGCGAACGAGCAUGGGGACUUGAGAGUGCUGCAGGCUGACAUGGCAAAGCAGUCUUUCGUCAAGGACUGGGUAGAGCAAGGGUCUAAUCGGCUUUUUCGGGAGAAGAAUAGUAAAAAGGGUGGAAAAGGAGAUAAUAAGGGAGGC